Messenger RNA from Vanessa atalanta (red admiral), 2018 nucleotides. RefSeq names its product JNK1/MAPK8-associated membrane protein. Gene Ontology annotation, cellular component: membrane. Gene Ontology annotation, biological process: response to unfolded protein. Lineage: Eukaryota; Metazoa; Arthropoda; Insecta; Lepidoptera; Nymphalidae. Gene Ontology annotation, molecular function: ubiquitin protein ligase binding. The record is from RefSeq and is a predicted model, not a curated record. The transcript has 4 exons. The coding region runs from base 114 to 1007 and encodes 297 amino acids.
UCUGAAAACAGUAGAAAAUACUUUUGUUUAGUGAUUACAAAACAUGAAAUAAAACAAAUGUUUAUAAAUUAGAUAUAAUUAAUUAGUUUUAUUUAUAAAUACAAACCAAAAAAAUGUCAAUUGUCAAAACUUGUCCGGGCUUAUAUUGUGGUCGAACUGAACUAGAGGAUGGCUCAUGGAGCGAAUGCGGUGCCUGUCCCAGAGGUUUCCGUACUAACGCUACUAGCUACUGUGUAGAAUGUUCAGAUGAACCCACUCUUUACGAUUGGCAAUACCUCGGUUUUAUGGUUCUUCUACCUUUGGUUUUACACUGGUUUUUCAUUGAUAUGGUUGCUGCUGGAAAUCGUAAAUCUACAAUAAUUGCACAACAUGUUUGUGCUUUCAUUGAAGUCGCAUCAGGGACACUUGCCGCAUUAUUAGCCUUGCCACCGACAGGCUCUGUAGAUUUACAUGUUUGCUCACCUAAAGCUCUAUCUGAUUGGUACACAUUACUUCAUAACCCGCAACCUGAUUACAAGGAAACUCUGCACUGUACACAGGAAGCUGUGUAUCCAUUAUACACAAUAAUAUUACUAAUAUAUGCAUUUAGUCUGUUAAUGACGGUUACAUUACGACCAUUUUUACUAGUCUGGCAUAAAGCAAUACCCGGCAAGAAGGCUAUAUAUUGUGCCUUGUACUUUUACCCCAUACUUGUAUUAACACACACUGUUGCAGCAGGACUAAUAUAUUGUGCUUUCCCAUACAUAAUAAUUAUUAUAUCUAUGAUGACAUCAGCAUCACAUUUCUCAAUCAAAAUGGAUCAGUCUGCACCAGAACUGUUAACAUCCUCUGUCACAAAUGGCAGGAAUUUAAUUAUACUUCUAGGACAUUGGCUAGUCCAUGCAUAUGGUAUCAUAUCUCUCACUGGUUUCAAGGAACUAUGGUACUUGACCCUCGUACCAGCUCCGGCGCUUUUUUAUAUUCUAACUGCACAGUUUACUGAUCCAAUGAAGAUUCACAACGACUGACUAGCUAGAGUCUCACGGGAGAAGUUGGUUUUGAUUUGACAUAUUGAUGAUGCAAGGCGGGAUGUUACGGAGGAUAUAGAAUUUGAAAACUUAGAGAAGUAUAUAAAUGGAUACUGAACUCUAGGAUUUUGAAGAUUACCCGUUUUGCAAGAGACAUUUGAUUAUGCUGUGAAGUGAUUGUUAAUACAAAAGCAACAGUAAAAGCCUGUAAAUGUCCCACAGCUGGGCUAAAGGGGGUCUGUGGACACACAUAAGGCUUUUACAGUCAUUCAUUCAUUUUCAUUCAUGACAUAGUUUUCUCACUAUGUUUUUUUUUAGCAAUGAGCAUAAAAUGAUUUAUAUUUUGAAAUUAAAGAACAUGUAAAUUCAGUGGUGCUAUAUUUGGGUUUAACUAACAAUCAUGGGAUUUUUCAACAAGACAUUCGUAGAUAAUGUCGAAAUAUCGAGCUGCACCAAAUAAAAACCAUAGUAAAUAUUCCGUAUUAAAUACUUGUAAUAACAAUCAUUGGCUAAGGUUUGCGUGUUCUAACUGCUGGGCCAUGUCAGCAACGAUUGUAAAUAUAUAUUUAAAAUAUGUGAUAAAUGUGAUUAGGUUAAAAAAUAUUAAUUAAAAAUAUAAAUAAGGCAAGAUUAAAGUGAUAAAUGUUUGUUCUUUUUAAAUUCUGAUGUCCAUAAGAAAAAUCUGGAUAAUAUAAAAACAUCCAUGAAAAUAUACUAAUAUAUAUAUGUUAUAUGUGUAAUUGUCAAUUAUUUUUUAAUUUUAUAAUAUUUAUUUUAAUUAUAUUAAUUAUAUAUUCGGAACGUAAAAUACAUCUGGAUGUUGCAAUAGUGCGCGGAGACUGACCGCAGCCCAGACAUUCGCCUACACACGUUCUGGCUGCGCGCAAACAAACGCGUUGUAUUGGCUGCCGCAGCCGGAAAUUCGUGGUUGCCUAGUGAGCGGGCUCCUAUACAACGUCAUACGUUUUAGUGGCUGCCGCAUGCUGGCUGCGCAGCCAGGCUGCCUAUUAC